AUGGCUGCUGGUCGGAUGAUGAAGUGCUUCAUAAUGUUGAUCAUUUUUGCAUCCCGGUGGACAUGGCACAAUGCAACCGACACAUUGAAACAAGGGGACACUCUCAAUUCCACCGGUUCCCUAGUUUCAUCAUCAGGGAAGUUCUCUUUGAAUUUUACUCUAAGAACGAUCCAUGGCUCAGAUUCCAACUUUCUUUCUAUCAUGCGCAUUAAACGUGAGGCAAACAGAGCAUGGAUUGCGAACCCAGACUUACCUAUUUCAUCCUCCUCUUCCCCACUUCUCACCUUGGACACCAACAAUACGUUGAAAAUUAUUCACCAGGGUGGCGAUCCUUUUGUCCUUUCCACUGCUCCACAAACUAAUGACACUAGUACUAGUGUUGUGGCUACCCUUUUGGAUUCGGGCAACUUCGUCCUGCAAGAAGUGAGCUCUGUCAACAGAUCAACGAUCCGGGUCUUUUGGCAAAGUUUUGAUCAUCCACUAGACACAUUUUUACCAGGCAUGAAAUUGGGGAUUGACCAUAGAAAUGGCCACAUUUGGUCUCUUUUAUCACGUGGAUCUAGGGACAACCCGCUGUCCCCCGGUCCUUUCAGCCUUGAUUGGGAUCCCAAUGGACACCAAUUGAAAAUCAAGAAAGAUGGGGUGGUUUAUUGGACUAGCGGGGUCUUUUCUGAUGGGAGAUUUGAAUUUAUUUUGCCUGAUGUGUCCAAGAAGAGGUACAAUUUUAGCAUUGUUUCAAAUCAAAAUGAAGACUACCUCACUUACACUAGUAAAAAUGAUCCAAGUGCUCCUGAGCCAGAAUGGGUUCUAUUCCCAGAGGGGUAUCUUUCUGACUAUGGGGCACACGUCGAUAAUUAUAUUACAGAAGUACGGUACUGUGAUGGCUAUAACAUUGUUGGAGGGUGUGUGAAAAGGGACCGCCCAAGUGAUUGUAUUGAGUUAUUUGGUGAUGAAUUUGAGAUUAAAAAAGGUUACUUCAAGAUCAUCAACUCUACAAGUAUAAAUACUUCAAGACCCGCAAGCUGGAUUGGCACCGAUGAUAUUGACUGUAAGGCCAAUUGUUGGCAAGAUUGUGACUGCCUUGGAUUCGACUUAUCAUUUCUUAAUCAGACUAAGGAUGCACGAUGCCAAUUUUGGAGUGUGGACUGUGAGUUCAUUGAAGAGCUCACUGCCAAUACAAGUUUUGUUUUGCAGCCAAAAUCACCACAUUCACCACCUCAUAAAAAGAGGUUCUGGAUUGGCACUUCUAUUGCUGCAGCUCUAGUGGUAAUGUUGUUCUGCAUCUUUUGCUAUCGACUAAGAAGGACAAAACUUAUACUUUCAGCAGGUAAAUGCUUUGAGCAUAAUAUUAACGGGGCAAAGAUUCAGAACGAAUUACUUGACUUCAUGAAAUCUAAGAGACCUACUCAUCAUGUGAAUGGGCUUCAAAAUGAUGAUGGAAACAUAAGGCCUCAUGAUUUAAUCGUAUUUAGCUAUGUAUCUGUCUUGGCUGCCACGAGAAACUUCUCAGAAGAAAACAAACUCGGACAAGGGGGCUUUGGACCUGUCUAUAAGGGAAAAUUGGUUACGGGACGAGAAAUAGCUGUGAAGAGGCUUUCAAAAUGUUCUGCGCAGGGAGCAUUGGAGUUUAAGAAUGAAUUGAUACUCAUAUAUGAACUUCAACACACAAACCUUGUUCAGCUUUUUGGAUUUUGCAUCCAUGGUGAAGAGAGGAUGUUGAUAUAUGAGUACAUGUCAAACAAAAGCUUGGACUACUUUUUAUUUGAUUCAAGCCGAGGUGGUCUACUAGAUUGGAAGAAGCGUUUUAGUAUAAUUGAAGGGAUCACACAAGGGUUGCUGUACUUACACAAAUACUCGAGAACAAGAAUAAUUCAUAGAGAUUUAAAAGCUAGUAAUAUUCUGCUUGACGAAAGCAUGAAUCCCAAAAUUUCUGAUUUUGGUAUGGCAAGGAUUUUCACGCAUAACGAGGAAGAAGCAAAUACUAAUAGGGUUAUGGGGACAUAUGGUUAUAUGUCUCCCGAGUAUGCUAUGAAAGGAAUUUUUUCAAUAAAGUCCGACGUCUAUAGUUUUGGAGUGCUAAUGCUUGAAAUCAUAAGUGGGAGGAGAAACAAUAGCUUCUACAAUGAUGAUCGGAUGCUCAAUAUAGUAGGCUACACAUGGAAAUUAUGGAAAGAAGGUGCAGGGUUGCAGUUGAUGGAUCCAACACUAGGUGAUUCAUGCAAUGGUGAUCAACUAUUGAGAUGCAUUCAUGUUGGUCUACUCUGCGUGGAGGAACAUCCAGCCGAUCGGCCCACUAUGCAAGAUGUCGUUUCUAUGUUGACAAAUGAAAAUAUGUCACUGCCUGUACCUACAAAACCAGCAUUUUGCACAGAAAGAAAUGUGGUCACGUCUGGCAUAGCUGGAAAGGGACCAGAACUUAUAUCAAUAAAUGGGCUGUCCAUUUCCGAUUUGGAUGGACGUUAA
This is a messenger RNA of Prunus mume (Japanese apricot), 2463 nucleotides long. The record is from RefSeq and is a predicted model, not a curated record. Lineage: Eukaryota; Viridiplantae; Streptophyta; Magnoliopsida; Rosales; Rosaceae.